CUUCCGCCCGCCCCAACAGCGCGCACGCGGCUACCGAGCUGGAGGAGGCGGCGGGCGCGAGACCGGGAAUGCGCAGGGACCCCGCCUCGCCCUCCCCAGCCCGGGCCGCGGCCCCCGCCUUCCCCGCAGCCGUCCCGCACUCGGUGCCCGCCCCCCGAGGCCGGCGGCUGCUCCCACCCGGGGCCGUUGCUGCUUGUGCCGUGAGCGCCGCCCAGCCAUUGUCCCCGUCGCUCCCUCACUAGCGCCGGGCCGCGCACCAGGAGGCGAGGGCGCGCAUGCGGAGCCUCUGUUGAUGCCGCCGCCGCGCCGCCCUCCGAGGCUGCGUCCCGGGAAGCCCGGCUCCCCGAGUGCUCCGGCCUGGCCCGGUGCCCCGGACCUGAGUGCGUCCCCAUGGAGGCGCCCGGGCUGGCCCAGGCGGCCGCGGCGGAGAGCGACUCCCGCAAGGUGGCGGAGGAGACCCCCGACGGGGCGCCCGCGCUCUGCCCCAGCCCCGAGGCGCGGUCGCCGGAGCCACCUGCGUACAGCCUGCAGGACUUUGACACGCUGGCCACCGUGGGCACUGGGACGUUCGGGCGGGUGCACCUGGUGAAGGAGAAGACAGCCAAGCAUUUCUUCGCCCUCAAGGUGAUGAGUAUUCCCGACGUCAUCCGCCUGAAGCAGGAGCAGCACGUACACAAUGAGAAGUCUGUCCUGAAGGAAGUCAGCCACCCGUUCCUCAUCAGGCUGUUCUGGACGUGGCAUGACGAGCGCUUCCUCUACAUGCUCAUGGAGUACGUGCCGGGCGGCGAGCUCUUCAGCUACCUGCGCAACCGGGGGCGCUUCUCCAGCACCACGGGGCUCUUCUACUCUGCAGAGAUCAUCUGUGCCAUCGAGUACCUGCACUCCAAGGAGAUCGUCUACAGGGACUUGAAGCCGGAGAACAUCCUGCUGGAUCGGGAUGGCCACAUCAAGCUCACGGACUUUGGGUUUGCCAAGAAGCUGGUAGACAGGACUUGGACCCUCUGCGGAACACCUGAGUACCUGGCCCCCGAAGUCAUUCAGAGCAAGGGCCACGGAAGGGCCGUGGACUGGUGGGCCCUCGGCAUCCUGAUAUUCGAGAUGCUCUCAGGGUUUCCUCCGUUUUUUGAUGACAACCCGUUUGGCAUUUAUCAGAAAAUUCUUGCAGGCAAAAUAGAUUUCCCCAGACAUUUGGAUUUCCAUGUAAAAGACCUCAUUAAGAAACUGCUCGUGGUUGACAGAACAAGGCGAUUGGGAAACAUGAAGAACGGGGCGAAUGAUGUGAAACGUCAUCGGUGGUUCCGCUCCGUGGACUGGGAAGCUGUUCCGCAGAGAAAACUGAAGCCUCCCAUUGUGCCCAAGAUAGCUGGCGACGGCGACACUUCCAACUUUGAAACUUACCCUGAGAAUGACUGGGACACAGCCGCGCCCGUGCCGCAGAAGGAUUUAGAAAUCUUCAAGAAUUUCUGAGGACAGGAGCUCACAUCUGGAAGAAACAGGAAGAUUGGAAUCUGCUUGGAACAAAGAACUGCACCUAAGCAGACCAGAAGCAAAAUGUCUUCUUCAUGGCAUAAGGACAUUUCCACUUUUCUCUGUACCUGUGUGUAUAGAAAUAGAUCAGAGCACAGUUGAAAUUCAUGGAACUGGCAUUAUUUAAGCAACUGGAAUUCCACACUGGAGGAAGGUUUUGAACAUUGUUUGGUUGUAGAUUUUAUCUUAUCCUUCAGUGUUGUGUUCCUACUGUGCUGUCUUGGUUUUUGUCAUAGACUUAAGUUUAUAAGUUUGAACUGGACUUGUUCGAUUAUAACCACAAAUUGUGUGUGUGUGUGUGUGUGUGUGUGUGUGUGUGUGUAUGUAUAUAUAGAAGUCAUUAUGGCAGAUGCACAGAAAUUGUGCAGUGAUGUAAAUGUUCAUACUUCACAGAGCCUAUAAUUUUUAUUUUUCAAUUUGUUUUUUCAAAAAUCUCUUCUAGGGGACAACAUCUGAAGGGUAUGUUGCAUGCAUAAAAAAAAAUCAUCUCACAUGCAUUUUAUAGUUUGGGGGAAGAAAAUAUCAUGGGGAGGUCUACCUUCAGUAUCUUUAGUCCUUCCUACCUGGUAACUUGAGACUUUAAAAGAAGAAACAAAGAGAAGAAGAUAUGGGAGCGAAUUUAUUCCAAGAAUCUACAAUGACACUGAAGUUGUUGGAGGAAUGUACUGUAUUUAAAAACACCUUCUGUGACACAUUCAAAAAUUUCAUCUGAGCUGGGUGCAGUGGCUUGUUCCUAUAGUCCCAGCACUUCGGGAGGCUGAGGUGGGCGGAUUGCUUGAGCCCAGGAGUUGGAGACCAGUCUGGGAAACAUGGUGAGACCUCAUCUACAAAAUACAAAAAAAUUAGCCGGGCAUGGUGGCACGUGAAUGUAGUGUCAGCUACUCAGGAGGCUGAGAUGAGAGGAUCACUUGAGCCUGGGGAGGUCCAGGCCACAGUGAUCCGAGAUCACACCACUGCACUCCAGCCUGGGUGACAGAGUGAGACCCUAUCCA
Molecule: messenger RNA, 2519 nt
Organism: Nomascus leucogenys (northern white-cheeked gibbon)
Lineage: Eukaryota; Metazoa; Chordata; Mammalia; Primates; Hylobatidae
Gene: PRKX
Product: protein kinase cAMP-dependent X-linked catalytic subunit
Biological process (GO): protein phosphorylation
Molecular function (GO): ATP binding; protein serine/threonine kinase activity
Source: RefSeq, a predicted model, not a curated record